Molecule: messenger RNA, 2120 nt
Organism: Myzus persicae (green peach aphid)
Lineage: Eukaryota; Metazoa; Arthropoda; Insecta; Hemiptera; Aphididae
Exons: 6
Coding region: 67-1077 (336 amino acids)
Source: RefSeq, a predicted model, not a curated record
AUUAGUAUGUAAUGUACUACAUUGUACGAAACUACGAACUAUUAUAACUAUUUAUUUUUCGCGAAAAUGCCGAGAAAAUGCUCUGUAAAUGGCUGUACGGGAUUAUCAGAGGGAAAAAAAAAUACUUUAUUUAAAAGGCCAAAAGAUGUGUCUGGUUUAAAUGCUUGGAAUGAGGCAAUUUCAAAUGCCAAUGGUCAAAAUUGUUUUGCUACAUUUGUUUGUGAAAAACAUUUUAGAAAUGAAGAUAUUAUUUAUGAAUAUGCUAAUCAUCCAAAUAAUAUGAACGGAGAAAUGAAACGCACUAUACCUCAAUUAAGGCGUGGUGCUGUUCCAUCAAUUUUCUCUUCUUACAUUGGUGAACCCUUAGUUAUUAAAAAAAACAGACCAUCAUGCAGUAAACAGUUAAUAUGGAAAGAUAUUCCUGCUACUAUAUCUGUGAAUGAUGUUAGUGAAGCUAUUCAGAAAUGUGAACAUGUACCUGAAGUAAACACCUUUGACAAUCUUUUAAAUGUGUAUAAACAUUUGAAAUUACCAAUGGUUUGGUUGUCAUAUGGAAAUGUGAAAGCAGUGACAUUUUAUUUAUUAAGACAUACAUUUAAUGGUGAACAACUUAUUGCUACAAUUGAAAAACAAAUAACAUUUACGUCUGAACAUGAAAUUGGAUUUUACAUAAUGAACAAUUAUCCUAUAAAUUAUAACAAUCUUGGUUUAGGUUAUAAAUUGGCUUUUCCACUUAAUGAAAAAAAUAUUGUAGAGUCAAUUGAACAUUUUAAUAAUAAAAUAGUUUGCUGUGGUGGUCCUCAUGCAUCUAAUUUUUCUGGUAUUCAAAUUAAAACUGCAACUCUAGGAUUCAAUAAUAUAUGGCGCCAUGUUAAAUGUUCAAUGAUUAUUGAUUCUAACAAAAGAUGUAAGUUUUGUGAAGGUUUAUAUUCAACAUUUAGAGUUUAUAAAAAAAGAUCUUUGGAAGCAAAGUCCAAAUAUAUAGGGCCAAUUCUUACUCCAAACCGCAAAAAGAAAUAUUGUGACAUAUUAAAAAAAAAAAAAAUUUACAAAAAUCAAAUUCUAGAUUGCGAUUAAUAGUUGAAAAAAUGAAUAAUGAAUUAAAACAAAUUCACCUACAAACAAGAGAAAUGAGUGAUUCUUCGGUGAAAUUUGUAUUAAAUAAUUGUAAAUUAGGAGAGUCACAGAAAACCAUUAUUCAUGAGAUAAUUACUGCAAGUAAAUCAGAAAAUCCAAAAUGUAGAAGGUACAGCGAAGAUUGGAUUUUAUUAUGUGUAUUAUUAAAAAUUCGGUAAGAAUCAAUAAAUAUUGUAUUUUAACACUAAGUUCAAUGGAUAUUAUCUAAAGUAAAUUCAAAAUUAAAUUAUAAAUAAAUAACAUUUAAAAAUAAAUCAAAUCAAUCGUACACUGCAUGCAUGAUCAUACAUUUUGUUUAUAUUAUUUUAUAGCUCGCCAAGUACCUAUACAUUUUUAAGGGAGCAGCAUAUUUUACCAUUACCAUGUAUUCGUACGAUAAGAAGAUAUCUUUCUCUUGUAAAACCACAAUGUGGUUUUGAUGAUAAAUUUUUUUUACUUUUAAAAAAGAAAAUGGCUUUUUUAAGUAAAGAACAACGACACGGAAUGCUCAUUUAUGAUGAAAUCAUAUUGCGAGAGAGCAUUGAUGUAGAUUCAAAAACAUUGACUUAUACUGGAAUAGAGAAUUUUGGUCAAGAUUUUGAAACUUCUGGUCUAAAAGCAAACUAUGGACUAGUAAUUAUGUACCAAAGUUUAUGUGCUAAUUUUUCACAGCCAAUAGCAGUAUUUGCUUCUAGAGGACCAGUUAAAGGUGUUAAUAUUUUAUUUUCUAGGAAAUAUAUUUGUUAUUUGUAAAAAUGUAAACACAUUUAUGUAAGUUAUGGUGUAAAUUUUAACUUAUGGUGUUUUUUGUGAAUAAAUUUGUGUUAUGGUCAGUAAACAAAUGUGGAUAAAGUUAAGUAGCAUGUUUUAGUGUUGUUGUUGUGUAGUUAUUAGUUAAUGUGUGGGUUGACUGGGUACUAGCCACUAUAGGUAUACCUACCCAACUAGUAUGUAUUUCUAUUUUAACAAAGGGUUUCAGUUAAUUAUUGAAAAUAUAUAGAUAA